CAGCGGCUCGGCGGGCAGGGCCGGCGCGCGCGGACGGCAGGAGGGCUCGAGGUGUAGAUUGGAUUUCACCCCGGGAAACGCAGCGCGCCCAGCGGACUCGAAGCUUGGCUAUUUAAGGAGGACUAGGUCUGAGGUGAAGUUGCGGGGAUCCGGCGCUGCGCCCCGUCCUGACCGAUCGCGCCGCGGGGCUCCGAUGACUGUAACAUGAAUAGAUGAAAUUCUCGCUUCUGGAAGAUUUUCGUGGGCAUCUCCGGGAAAGUGCGUUGUAAGGCGAAGUCAUGAUGUAUUCUCCCAUCUGUCUCACUCAGGAUGAAUUUCACCCAUUCAUCGAGGCACUUCUUCCACAUGUCCGUGCAAUCGCCUAUACUUGGUUCAACCUACAGGCUCGAAAACGCAAGUACUUUAAAAAGCAUGAGAAGCGAAUGUCGAAGGACGAAGAAAGAGCAGUCAAAGAUGAGCUUCUCAGUGAAAAGCCUGAAAUCAAACAGAAGUGGGCAUCCAGGCUCCUGGCCAAACUGCGCAAAGAUAUCCGCCAGGAGUACCGAGAGGACUUUGUGCUCACCGUUACUGGCAAGAAGCACCCGUGCUGUGUCUUAUCCAAUCCCGACCAGAAGGGUAAGAUUAGGAGAAUCGACUGCCUGCGGCAGGCAGACAAAGUCUGGCGUCUGGAUCUAGUCAUGGUGAUCCUGUUCAAAGGCAUCCCCUUGGAAAGUACCGAUGGAGAGCGGCUCAUGAAAUCCCCACAUUGCACAAACCCAGCACUUUGUGUCCAGCCACAUCACAUCACAGUAUCAGUUAAGGAGCUUGAUUUGUUUUUGGCAUACUACGUGCAGGAGCAAGAUUCUGGACAAUCAGGAAGUCCAAGCCACAAUGAUCCUGCCAAGAAUCCUCCAGGGUACCUUGAGGAUAGUUUUGUAAAAUCUGGAGUCUUCAACGUAUCAGAACUUGUGAGGGUAUCCAGAACGCCCAUAACCCAGGGAACUGGAGUCAACUUCCCAAUUGGAGAAAUCCCGAGCCAACCAUAUUACCAUGACAUGAACUCUGGGGUUAAUCUUCAAAGGUCGCUGUCUUCUCCACCAAGCAGCAAAAGACCCAAAACUAUAUCCAUAGAUGAAAAUAUGGAACCAAGUCCUACAGGAGACUUUUACCCCUCUCCAAAUUCACCAGCUGCUGGAAGUCGAACAUGGCAUGAAAGAGAUCAAGAUAUGUCUUCUCCGACUACUAUGAAGAAGCCUGAAAAGCCAUUGUUCAGCUCUGCAUCUCCACAGGAUUCUUCCCCAAGACUGAGCACUUUCCCCCAGCACCAUCAUCCCGGAAUACCUGGAGUUGCACACAGUGUCAUCUCAACUCGAACUCCACCUCCACCCUCACCGUUGCCAUUUCCAACACAAGCUAUCCUUCCUCCGGCCCCAUCGAGCUACUUUUCUCAUCCAACAAUCAGAUAUCCUCCCCACCUGAAUCCUCAGGAGACUCUGAAGAACUAUGUACCUUCUUAUGACCCAUCCAGCCCACAAACCAGCCAGCCUAACAGCAGUGGUCAAGUGGUAGGGAAAGUGCCUGGCCAUUUCACUCCUGUCUUGGCACCCUCUCCCCAUCCCAGUGCAGUGCGACCUGUGACCCUGACCAUGACAGAUACUAAACCCAUCACUACAUCCACUGAAGGUGAGGCAGCUUCACCUACAGCAACCACCUACACAGCCUCAGGCACAUCUCAAGCCAAUCGAUAUGUGGGACUAAGCCCAAGAGACCCAUCCUUCCUACAUCAGCAACAGCUGAGGAUUUGUGACUGGACCAUGAAUCAAAACGGCAGGCAUUUAUACCCCAGUACCAGUGAGGAUACAUUGGGAAUUACUUGGCAAAGAAGGCACGUAAUGGAUAAUGGCAGGAGUCACAGUCAUACAUUCAACAGUCCUGGUACCUGGGCUAGCUUGGUUCCUUUCCAAGUGUCAAAUAGGACACCCAUCCUACCGGCAAAUGUCCAAAAUUACGGUUUGAACAUAAUUGGAGAACCUUUCCUUCAAGCAGAAACGAGCAACUGAGGGAAAAUGAAAUUACAACAAUAGUUUCAGAAAUCAAACAAAACAAAACAAAAUAAAUAAAAGGAAAAGAGGAAGACUGGACAACAAAACAAAACAAAGGGAGAAAGGAAAGAAACUGAAGAAAGAAGAUAAUAGACCAGCAAUUGCAGCACUUACAAUCACUAAUUCCCUUAAGGUUGAAACUGUAACGACAUAAAAAGGGUCGAUGCUAUUUCACUGAUGGUAAAUCGCAGAUCGCAGCCCCUGCAACGUAGCCUUUGUUACAUGAAGUCCGCUGGGAAAUAGAUGUUCUGUCUCUAUGACAAUAUAUUUUAACUGACUUUCUAGAUGCCUUAAUAUUUGCAUGAUAAGCUAGUUUUAUUGGUUUAGUAUUCUUGUUGUUUACGCAUGGAAUCACUGUUCCUGGUUAUCUCACCAACAAAGGCUAGGUGGCGGCAUCAGAGGUGCUGGGGGACAGAGCCAUGAGCCAGCCAUUUUAUAAGCACUCUGAUUUCUAAAAGUUAAAAAAAAUAUAUAAAAUCUCUGUAGCCUUUAGUUAUCAGUACAGAUUUAUUAAAUUUUGGCCCUUAACCCAGCCCUUUCCAGUGUGUAACCCAGUUUGAAAUCUUAAAAAAAAAAAAAAUGAAAAAAAUGAAAAAAUGAAAAAAGAAAAAAACAGUUUGAACACAAAGGCUCUAUGGAAGAAAU
Lepus europaeus (European hare) is the source of this 2726-nucleotide messenger RNA. RefSeq names its product nuclear factor I B (gene NFIB). The coding region runs from base 279 to 2039 and encodes 586 amino acids. The transcript is spliced from 13 exons. Lineage: Eukaryota; Metazoa; Chordata; Mammalia; Lagomorpha; Leporidae. Gene Ontology annotation, molecular function: DNA-binding transcription factor activity, RNA polymerase II-specific; RNA polymerase II cis-regulatory region sequence-specific DNA binding. Gene Ontology annotation, biological process: regulation of transcription by RNA polymerase II. The record is from RefSeq and is a predicted model, not a curated record. Gene Ontology annotation, cellular component: nucleus.